Molecule: messenger RNA, 1574 nt
Organism: Hydractinia symbiolongicarpus
Lineage: Eukaryota; Metazoa; Cnidaria; Hydrozoa; Anthoathecata; Hydractiniidae
Product: glycine amidinotransferase, mitochondrial-like
Exons: 6
Coding region: 156-1346 (396 amino acids)
Cellular component (GO): mitochondrion
Molecular function (GO): amidinotransferase activity
Source: RefSeq, a predicted model, not a curated record
CCUUUUGUUUCAGAGGUUGCAAAUAUGUAAAAAUACAGAUUGUGAGCGUGCAAAAUUCCUAUUUUUGAUGCUGUUUGUUUUUGGUGCAUAAUUUGAUAAAUUUUUUUACAAGGAUUUGAUAAGAAAUAUAGUGUAUUCUUUCAUGUAAAAAAAGAAUGAAUACGUGUGUAAAAGGGAUCUUCAACAAAGCUUGGAAUGUUCAUGGUAAAGUUUUCGCUGUGAGAUUCUCACAUAUCUCGAUUACAAACAUCGAAGACGAGGUCGUACCAGUAAACAGCCACAACGAGUGGGACCCUUUGGAAGAGAUCAUAGUUGGAAGAGUGGAGAACGCUUGCGUUCCGUCACUAACUGCUGAAGUAAAAGCAGUUAUUCAUCCGGAAGAAUGGCCUUUUUUCAAGAAACAAGCGGGAAGUUAUUUUCCGGCUAAUUUUUUUAAAGCGGCAUCCGCUGAGAUUGAAACAUUUUGUGAUGUAUUGCAACAAGAAGGGGUGGUUGUUAAACGACCUGACAUAAUGGACCACAAAAGGGAGUACACUACACCUGAUUUUACAUCACGUGGUAUGUAUGCAGCAAUGCCACGUGACAUCCUAUUAGUUCUUGGAGAUGAAAUAAUCGAAGCUCCAAUGGCUUGGAGAAGUCGAUUUUUCGAAUAUCAACCUUACAGGACAUUGAUAAAAGAAUAUUUUAGAAAAGGUGCUAAAUGGACAACAUCGCCGAAACCACUGAUGUCAGAUGAACUGUAUGAUAUGGAAUUUCUUACUGACGAUGUUGAGAAAAGAAAAAAAUUGGACGCGGAAGGACGGUUUGUAACAACUGAGUUCGAACCUUGCUUUGAUGCUGCAGAAGUUAUGCGAGCAGGAAAAGAUUUAUUUAUCCGAAGAAGUGAGGUCACUAAUUAUAGGGGUAUCGAGUGGCUCAAACGUCAUUUGGAUGGCAGGUACAAUGUCCAUGUUUUAUCUUUCUCCGAACCAUUCCCUAUGCACAUGGAUGCAACAUUAAAUUUUGUUGGCGAAGGUUUAGCGUUGAAAAAUCCUAGUUACAAAUUUUAUCAACAAGAGAUGUUUGAGAAAGCUGGAUGGAAAAUUAUUGAUGCACCAGAACCUGUCAUCCCAGAUUCAUAUCCGUUAUGGUAUUCGUCAAAGUGGUUGCUGAAUAUGAAUGUCUUAAUGCUCGAUGAAAAAAGAGUUGUCAUUGAUGCUGAUGAAAUUCCCACCCAAAAGGUAUUUGAAUCUCUCGGCAUCAAAUGUAUUAAAGUGUCGAUCAAAAAUGCAAAUGCAAUUGGUGGUGGUUUUCAUUGCUGGACAUGUGACAUCCGAAGAAGGGGAGAACUGAAAAGUUAUUUUUAGUUUAAAAAUUUACGAACUGAAUCUCAAGUAAUCCCAAGUAAUCAAAAAAAUACUAAUCUUUCAGUAGGUUUAAGGGCAACAAAAACAGUUGUUUUUUUUAAGCCUGAUCUGGACUUGUUGAAAGAGUACCCUACAUGGGCAUGCGCUUUUUACAGAAUUAUCCCGAAAUUUUUCAUGGACUAGAAAGAAUUCCAAAAUGUGAAUUUUUCAAAAAAAAAAAAAAAAUCC